This is a messenger RNA of Clunio marinus, 216 nucleotides long. The record is from the annotation of a GenBank genome assembly. NCBI's taxonomy places the organism in Eukaryota, Metazoa, Arthropoda, Insecta, Diptera, Chironomidae.
AUGGUGAAGAGGAAAACAUUUUUAGACACAUCCUCGUAUGAAAAGAAGAACAUUGUAGAAUCUACUUUCAGAUCUUUCAUCUUUGGCUUUUGUUAUACACUAAAUCAAUCAAAUUAUUUUCAUCUGUUGAUCUCGUUAUUUAUUCUACUUAAAGCUAAUUUACCUACAUUUUCCAUCUUAAAAGGCGUGUUGGUCAUGGAAAGAAAAAAAAUUUAA